GAUGCGUGACUGGCGGGGGUCACGUGACGCCGCUGGCCGGGCCUCCCAAGAUGGCGGUGUGCGUGGCAGUGAUCGCCAAGGAGAAUUACCCUCUUUACAUCCGCAGCGUCCCCAUGGAGAACGAGCUGAAGUUCCACUAUAUGGUACACACGUCCCUGGAUGUGGUGGACGAGAAGGUCUCUGCAAUGGGGAAGGCCCUGGUGGACCAGAGGGAGCUCUACCUGGGUCUGCUGUACCCCACAGAGGACUACAAGGUAUACGGCUAUGUGACUAACUCCAAGGUGAAGUUUGUCAUGGUGGUGGAUUCCUCUAACACAGCACUUCGAGACAACGAGAUUCGCAGUAUGUUCCGGAAGCUACACAACUCCUACACGGAUGUGAUGUGCAACCCCUUCUAUAACCCGGGGGACCGCAUUCAGUCCAGGGCCUUCGACAGCAUGGUGACGUCUAUGAUGAUCCAAGUCUGUUGAGCAAGAACACUGCUGCCUGUGGCUUGAAGAGAAGCAUUUUGUAUAUAGCCGUGUUGUGUAGACGUGUAUUUAUUAUCAUUUGUCUUUUCCUGAGUGUCACAGACGUGCUGCGUGGGGGCAAGGCCUGGUUUGGUGCAUGUCUACUAAAGGUCCGUGACAUCAGGUUUGGCAUUUUCUUUUUGUGUCACCAGAGGGUUUAACUAAAGAGUUUAAUGCAAGACUUCAGGGACUGGGGCAGAGGUCAGGGACUAGACAGCUGGGAGCCACUGUGCCCACUAGGCACAAAGGGGCAGGGCGAGCAGGGUGGCCGGAGCCCACAGUGCGAGGGGCCCUGGAGAGGCUGCCCUGGAGAGGCUGCAGCCGUGAGCUGCUGACAGGCCCCAGUGGGACUCAGGUGCUGGCCUCUGCUCCACCUGCUACUCCUACUGUGCCCUCCAGAGGCUGCCCAGGUGGGGUGGGGUGUAGUGCCUCCUGUGCCUAGAGCGCCACAAGGGACAGCCCACACACCUUCCUCUACAGGGAUAAGUCCUCUUGUCUCGCAUCCGGCCCCACAUCUGCACUUGUCCCAGCCUUGGGUGGCAGCCCUCACGAGAUCUAGGACACCGCGUGUGACUGCAGCGUCUCAUCUGUGGCUGCUUGCUUUGUGACCGUGAACGAGUCCUCUUCCACCUGUUAGUGCAGGGAGCUCCUAAUGGCCAGAGGGCCAGAUGGGGUUAGGAGCUGAGUCCCCUGCUGCCCCAAGCUGCCUGGGUGGUUGGGGCAGGGGGGGCUUACGUAGGAGGAGCUGAUGUAAUCAUUAUGUUUGCAUUUUGCUUUCCCGGAAGCCUGCUCAGCUAAGUCCAGAGGACAGUCCUAAUAGUUGACAUGACUGAAGUGACGGCCCCUUUUGGGGUCAGGCAUCCCAGGUUCUAGUACCCUUUGUCAUUUGGGAACAUGGCCCAUGAAGUGGGAGAGGUGCCAAGGACCUGCUGGGCCUGAGCCCCACCUGCAGUCUGCUCUGCAUUGUUUUCAGGCUAGUGCCCCAAGACAGUCGUGAGUGCCCCCCUGUCUCCCUCAAACGCUGGGGAGGGGGUCUCUGACCAGGAGGAAGGUGGCGCAGUUCCCUCUGGGGAGUGGGGAAGGCUGUAGCAUCAGUCAGCCUGGGGCUAGAAUUGGGAUAUGAACUCUACUCUGCAUUCCUUUGGAUGGCCUUCCCUUCUAACAAGCACAGGAUUAAUUUUUUAAAUUACAAAAGUAAAAAAAUAAUCAGGAGGAUGUUAAAAACACAAGUGCAGGUGGAAUUGGAAAACCUAGAGUAGGGCUGAGAAGUACCAACCAGCAGGUGUUGGUUGUGAUGCUAGUGGGCCGUGGGCCGCUCUCACACAGGACUUCUUCCCUGCAGUCCAUGGUCGAGGUUUUAGUAGUGAUCUCUGCUGCCUGACUAGUGACUCUGCAAAUUAAGUAGGGACUGCAAGUUGGGACUCCCAACAUCCACUGGAUUCAGGUGGCAGGUGGCGUACUCUUCCUUGUUCAUCUUUUUCCUUCUUCUUGCCUGGAACUUGGAUGUGAUGGCUGGAGCUCAGACAGCCAUAUUGAGAACAUGAGGAUAUGAUUUAUCCACUACGGACGGGGAGCAAAAAGCUAGCAGGAGCCUGGAUCUUUGCUGUCAUACCAGCCCUGAGCUAUUUGUGUUCAGCAAUUUUUUAAUGUGAGAAAAAUAAAUCCCUAUCUUGUGGAAG
Messenger RNA from Rhinolophus ferrumequinum (greater horseshoe bat), 2188 nucleotides. It is a transcript of the gene TRAPPC2L, whose product is annotated as trafficking protein particle complex subunit 2L. The record is from RefSeq and is a predicted model, not a curated record. Gene Ontology annotation, cellular component: nucleus; cytoplasm; TRAPP complex. The transcript has 5 exons. Lineage: Eukaryota; Metazoa; Chordata; Mammalia; Chiroptera; Rhinolophidae. Gene Ontology annotation, biological process: endoplasmic reticulum to Golgi vesicle-mediated transport. The coding region runs from base 51 to 470 and encodes 139 amino acids.